Messenger RNA from Cyprinodon tularosa, 1925 nucleotides. RefSeq names its product solute carrier family 2 member 15a (gene slc2a15a). Bases 269 to 1834 code for a protein of 521 amino acids. The record is from RefSeq and is a predicted model, not a curated record. The transcript has 12 exons. Gene Ontology annotation, molecular function: hexose transmembrane transporter activity. Gene Ontology annotation, biological process: monosaccharide transmembrane transport. Gene Ontology annotation, cellular component: membrane. Lineage: Eukaryota; Metazoa; Chordata; Actinopteri; Cyprinodontiformes; Cyprinodontidae.
GUUCCCACUAACCUCUAAAAUGUUGUUAGAGUUAAUUGCUCUCAGCAGGCUCUUCUCUGCAUUCGUCACGCUGCUCGGCAUCAUGUGAUGACACUGUGGGAGCUUGUUAUCAGGAAGGCUGCUCCACUCCAACCAUCCACUCAUCCUGAAUUUGAUAUUUUUGGGCCAGUGGGAAGACGUCUGCUUCUUCAGUGAUGACAGACUCUGCUGUUUAGACAGGAGCUUUUUUCAGUUUUUACAGCUUUGGACCAGAAACCAGAAUUCCCAAAUGGCUGAAGAGAUUCUACUUCCAUCAUCAAGGAAAAUCACCUCGCUGACGGGCUCUCUGUUAGCCGUAGCUUUCUUGACGUCCUUCGGGAGCUCCAUGCUGUAUGGCUACAACCUGGCUGUGGUCAACUCCCCUGCUGCGUACAUCAAGAACUUCUACAACCAAACUGUUUUAACUCGUAAUGGGACAGGACUCAGUGGGGAGACCCUGACACUCAUGUACUCUCUAACGGUGUCGGUCUUUGCUAUCGGAGGUCUGCUGGGCUCCUUCAUUGUCGGUAUGCUGGUCACUCGCUUUGGAAGGAAGGGGACGAUAGUCAAAACGACCAUUCUGGUAUUCAUCGCUGGCUGCCUCAUGGGUUUCAGCAGAAUCUGUGGGUCACCUGAGAUGGUCAUUUUUGGCCGCUUCAUCACAGGGAUACAUUCAGGGAUCUCCCUCAGUGUGGUACCCAUGUACCUCGGAGAGAUAGCCCCGAAAAACCUAAGAGGAUUCCUUGGUCUUGUUCCAAGUAUCUUCAUAGGGACAGGGGUCUUUGCCGCCCAGAUCCUCGGCCUCCAUGAGCUUCUUGGAAAGGAGGAGUAUUGGCCCCUCUUUCUUUCAGUGGUGGUGGUCCCAACCUUCAUCCAGCUGCUGCUGUUGCCAUGGUUCCCGGAGAGCCCUAGGUACUUGCUGAUUGAAAAAAACAACAUCCAUGCCACAAUCACAGCUCUGAAAUGGUACAGAGCAAAGUGUGACAUCCAGGCUGAAAUUGAAGAGAUGCAAGAGGAACAGCGCUCCCUGCUUUCUGUGGAAACCCUGUCGGUGUGGAACCUGUUGCUGGAUGAGUCAGUCCGCUGGCAGGUUCUCAGUGUGAUGGUCAUCAACAUUGGCAUGCAGUUGUCUGGGAUUGAUGCUAUCUGGUUUUACACCAACGACAUCUUUGAAAAUGCAGGUAUCCCAGCUCCGGAGAUCCAGUAUACUACAGCAGGAACAGGAAUCAUAGAGAUCAUUGCUGGACUCAUUGGGUGUUUCACCAUAGAGAAGCUUGGCAGAAGGCAUCUGAUGAUUGGAGGCUUCACCAUGAUGGGGGUCUGCAGCGCUGGAAUCACGUUAGCACUCGUUUUACAGGCUAAGCUACUAUUCAUGCGCUACAUCAGUGUUUGCUGUGUGGUCGGCAUCAUCGCCGGCUUCUGCAUCGGUCCAGCUGGAGUUCCCUUCCUGAUCACAGCAGAGCUCUUCAAACAGUCCCAUCGUCCUGCAGCCUACAUCAUAGGAGGCUCCUUAAAUUGGCUUUCUAAUUUCACCGUGGGCUUCGUCUUCCCCUUCCUACAGAUGUCCGCUGGGGCUUAUUGCUACCUGGUGUUUGCCACAGUUUGUUUCUCCGUGGCUGUCUACGUUUACAUUGUCAUCCCAGAGACCAAAAACAAGACUUUCAUGGAGAUAAGCAGGAUGUUCACCAAGAAGGACUCCAUCCUGGAGACUCAGGGUCUUCUCCAUGUCGACCAGCUGAAGCUAAAGAAGAUGAACGGUUACGGUGGUUUGGAGCAUGCGUCCAUAGAGUUUGACAGCUCCUCCUCUGUACCUUAGCUAAGGUUUAAGAGCUGUGACUAAAAGACAUCUGAAGACCACAAUGUGCUCCAUCCACACCUCAUCUGGACUCAGUGGCUCCCUCCCUGAA